GCACAGACAGCAAGAUCCGCCCAGCCUUUCACUCAACGUCAACGACCACUGAGUCACUGACGGAGACCGUUACGCACCGAUAUUAAUAGCACACUUCUGCAGACGCUCGGCAGCCUCUCGUCCUCCACCUCUGACCAUUCGCUUGGCGUUUCCUUCCUGGCACCGGUCCAUCUGCAAGCUAAGCCGAUUCCUCGGAUCUGCUGGCAGGCGGUUUGUGGAGGCUCCUCUGCCCUGCCCCUUGCCGAUAUCGCUGACGCCGGCAGCAGCAAAGCGAGAAGUGCACUCGCUGAAGAAGACUCUAUUCGGACCCCCUCGGCUGUGAGGUGCGCUCUGCAAAGGCAAGAAGGGCGGCACUCUGCUGCUUGUAAUGGCCUUCCUUCCUCUGAUUCAGCUUGUCCCAUCCCAUCUGUCCAACGAUGCCGGCAAUGCCGAAGCCACUGUCAGUGUCGCCAGGAUCGACGCGCAUCGGAUGGAUUGGCACCGGCGUCAUGGGCGGCGGCAUGUGCGCAAACUGCAUACGAGGGGUGGGUGGGCGGGUGGACCGGUGGGCAGGGGCGGCCGUGGACGUGUGUGUCUUUUGCACUGCCUGUCGGGGUGAAAGUCUGUCUGUCUGGCUGGCUGUCUGCGUAGGGCUACUCGGCCACUGUGUUCGACCUUUCCCCUUCCAAGUGCGCGCCGCUCGUGGAGCUGGGUGGGUGAGGGCAGGGCAGCCGGCCUCAUUUGCAACAAGCCGAGAGGGCAUGUGUGUGUGUGUGUGUGCAGGUGCGCAAGUGGCUGGUUCGCCCAAAGAGGUGGCCAAUGAAGCUGACGUGGUGUUCCUCUGUGUGGGCUUCCCUGAAGACGCUGAGAAGGGUACGUACGCUGCCUGACAGACGAACGAUGCUCUCUGCUUUGAGAGUGUGUGGACACCCUUCCUUCUUUGUGUGUGUGUGUGUGUGUGUGUGUGGCCGUUGGUUCAGCCAUAGUAGGUGCUGACGGCACUAUGGAGGGCCUCAGGCCAGGCGGCAUCAUCGUCGACAUGACAACCAGUAAACCCCUCACCCAUUCACCCCCACACACACCUUUUCCCUGCACCACCUUCGUGUGUCAGGCAAGCCCUCCCUCUCUGCAAGCAUCGCCGAGCGUGUGGCUCAGCAAGGCUGCUAUGUCAUCGACGCGCCCGUGUCGGGCGGGGACGUGGGUGCGCGUGAGGGCCGGCUCGCCAUAUUCUGCGGUGGCGACCGGUCGGCGUUCGAUGCGGUGCGGCCGUUGCUGGUGUGCAUGUCGAAGGAAGAGGCCAUCCACCACAUGGGGCCGGCGGGGAGCGGGCAGCACAUGAAGAUCACCAACCAGAUACUCGUGUCAAUCAACCUUAUCGGCGUCGCUGAAGGUGCGCGAAACACCACACACCCACUGCACUGCACUGAGCCUUCAAUCCUCCAGUGCAUGUGUGUCUGUGGGUGUCGGUGUGCAGGGCUGCUGUAUGCUCAUCGUGCGGGGCUUGACGUCGAGAAAGCCCUCGCCGGGGUCUCUAAGGGGGCGGCCGGCUCAUGGUCAGUCAAGUCAGACCAGCCGGCGACACACACGGACAGACAGGCAGCUUAUCUCUCUCCCUCCCUCUCUCUCUCUCUCCCUCUCUGCGCGUGGCCUUCAGGAGUCUGACGAACUACGGCGAUCGCAUCCUGCGUCGCGACUUCAAGUGUGGGGGCAGCGUGGCGCUGUUCGUCAAGGACCUCCGAAUCUGUGUGGAGGAGGCCAACAGAAUGGGUCUCGCGCUGCCCGGCCUGGCACUCGCGCAUCAGCUGUACGUGGCCAUGCAGGUCGGUGGGACAGCACACACAUACACACACACACAGAGAGAGAGUGAGAGAGAGAGAGAGAGAGGUGCACGUCUGUGGUGUGGUGUGGUGUGGUGUGGUGUGCGGGGCGGUGUGUGUCAUUUAGGCUCAGGGCGACGGUGAUGCGGCCAUUCACGGGCUGACGCUCGCCUUGGAGAGACUGAAUGGCGUCAAGACUCUGGGAGACUACACCAAGUGACGAAGUGCCUCACCCAUCGGUGAUCACUCAGUCCGACUGAGUUGGUGGCAUUGUGUCGUCGUGUGUUGUGCGGACGGCACGGCACUGGAUGGAUGGAUGAGUGGAUGGAUGGAUGGUCCUCGGCAUUUUCAGUGAGUGUCGGGCGGGGCGGGGCUAGUGCGGCUGGUGUUGAUAGAGAUCAGAGGGAGGCUAGGGCUGCAGGUCUUUCCGGCCGGCACUAGGUGGUUGGUUGGUACUGAUGGACUGACUGCUGGCGGCCCCUUCGUUCGUUCGUUCGAUCGUUCGUCGGUGCCGCUUGCCAAAGCGCAGGCAGGCAGGCAGCGUCGAUGUGACACACACACACACACAGACAUGCAGGGAGCCAGGCAGACAGCAUACCACACCGUGACUAGUACUACAGUGGCUGGCUGGCUGGCUGGCGCAACGAAACGACAGACCCCACAGGCACACCACAAACACUCACACACAGCUAGCCUGGCGCGGUCUCAUCUCGUCUCAUAUCGUCUCACAUGGGGUUUGGUUUUGAUAAAGUUCACAUAAAGACAGACACACACACA
Vitrella brassicaformis is the source of this 2573-nucleotide messenger RNA. The record is from the annotation of a GenBank genome assembly. Lineage: Eukaryota; Vitrellaceae.